Messenger RNA from Fusarium sp. VM40, 627 nucleotides. Lineage: Eukaryota; Fungi; Ascomycota; Sordariomycetes; Hypocreales; Nectriaceae. The record is from the annotation of a GenBank genome assembly.
AUGUUCGUACCAUUCUCCAGAAGACUCGUACAAGAAACAACUGCGUGCACACUGAGACCACAAGACCUUAUUUUUACGUCGUUGUAUACACGAGCACGAAAAGUGUCCCGGAAACGACUAGUUAAGUCUCUUAAGAGCAGCACAGAUCUACGCGUUCAAGUCACUAAGGUCUCCGUCUAUUCUACAAGUACAAGUCACCAAGAUCGAUCUCCGUCUAUUCUACACGUUCAAGAUCUCCGUCUAUUCUACACGUUCAAGAUCUCCGUCUACACGUUCAAGUCACCAAGAUCGAUCUCCGUCUAUUCUACAUAUACGUUCAACUUCGGUGGCGGUGCUGGUGACGGUCGCGUCAGGGGCUUCAACGGCCGCUGCAACUUUGACGAGGAGAAGGACGAAGAAAAGGACGAGGAGAAGGACGAGGAGAAGGACGAGGAGAAGGACGAGGAGAAGGAUAAAGAGGAGAUGGAGGAGGCUGCUCCUCCUCAGCAGCAGCAGGAACAGAUUGCUGUUCUCCCGGCCACGCUCCCCAGACCUCGCUAUCCACAGCAAAAGCCGUGGCUGUCUCAUCUACGCACGGAUAGUAACGUCGAGUUCAUUUGCGAGGUCGAUAAUGGGGUGGAACUGUAA